UCCAAAAAGGCUUUGUACAACUGUGCAAAAAACCAACCUUUGCAUCCACCAAAAAUUGUUUCAUGCUGUCUUCAGUUGGGGACCUCAGUGGAAACCAUGUAAUUGUUACCAUCUAGUUUUGUGUUUCCUCCUCACCUUCACAGAAGCACAGAGAAAAAAAUUUUUAAAAACUGUGGCAGUCAGACCUUCAAUGGAGAAAUGAGCAUUGGCCCUUCCCCCAUUGCUACAAAGGGAACCAGCAGGUUUGAGACAUCCUCAAUACUCACCAAAGGCCAGAUUUUCAGGAGAGCUCAGGUGUCUCACUCAAGCAUUGUGAAGCGUGUGCAUUGACUAAUCAGGUGAAAGAAAGAAAAAAAAAGAAAAAAAAGAGGCCCUAACUACUUCUAUUCUGUACCAUUUUCUUUAGGAUGGCCUUGAAGUCAAAACCUCAGGAAACCCUUUUCAACUCCUAGGCUGAUACACCUCUGUGCCAAGAGCUCUAGCUCUCCAAGACCCCUCACUUGUACCUUUUGUUCUCUGCCUCACCAUUCCCUCCUCAUUGUAUUCCCAUGCACGUGAAGAAUUCAUUAGCCCUUUGCCUUCCAUCACAGCACUUAAAUGAGUGAAUCUUCCAAAGGAUUCAACACCUCAGAACUUCCAUGGGGGAAAAUCAGCGAUUUAAGUUUUCAGUUCCCUUGAGGUUGUGGCCUUCAGCACUUCUGGGUAAGACUUUUAAAGCAAACAAAAAAGGAAAAAAGAGAGAGAUGUUUCUUACUUCCCCCUUCCUUUGUUGCUUGCAGCCCAUGGGAUCAGAGAGGACGGAGAUACGCAAACGGCAGAUGGCUACGACCCCAGAGACCCCAGGUGCUGCACAGGCUCAGCUCAGCACAGGAAAUCGAGGGUCCAAUGCCUGCUGCUUUUGUUGGUGCUGUUGCUGCAGCUGCUCAUGUCUUACUGUUAGAAAUCAAGAAGAAGAGAGAGCAAGGAGAACAUCUCAUGAACUCCAAGCAGAGGGUAUUCCAAACUGUGAGGAAAGCCCUGCUCCCACUCUCGAAGAAGUAAAUGCCUGGGCUCAAUCAUUUGACAAGUUGAUGCUUACUCCAGCUGGCAGAAAUGCUUUUCGUGAAUUUCUGCGAACAGAAUUCAGUGAGGAAAACAUGCUUUUCUGGAUGGCCUGUGAGGAACUCAAACAAGAAUCCAACAAAAGUGUCAUUGAAGAAAAAGCAAGACUAAUUUAUGAAGAUUAUAUUUCUAUCCUUUCUCCAAAGGAGGUCAGUCUGGACUCCAGAGUAAGAGAAGUUAUUAACCGAAAUAUGCUGGAACCCUCACAACACACCUUUGAUGAUGCACAGCUUCAAAUUUAUACCUUAAUGCACAGAGACUCUUACCCACGGUUUAUGAACUCUGCUAUUUAUAAGGACUUGCUUCAGUCCUUGUCUGAAAAACCCAUUGAAGCAUAGAAUUUUUUCUUAAAUGUAUUUAUUUUAAAACAGAUGGUACUCUGCGCUACAGAAAUCCACAGGGAAUUUAGAAUUAAUCAGAUAUUUACCUGAAAAUAACUCAGGCAAGUUUUACUACAGACUGAAUAAUUUAA
Molecule: messenger RNA, 1573 nt
Organism: Vidua chalybeata
Lineage: Eukaryota; Metazoa; Chordata; Aves; Passeriformes; Viduidae
Gene: RGS20
Product: regulator of G protein signaling 20
Exons: 4
Coding region: 639-1439 (266 amino acids)
Source: RefSeq, a predicted model, not a curated record